ACAGUCCUUGUGUCCUAAUAUUAUGAUUUCCCUAAGAUGUAUGACUGCUUUGAUGAACUAGUGCUUGCAGUUGGUUUCCCCUCUUUUAGUUUGAGCUGCCUAAUUUGCAGUAGCCUUUAUUCUCCACUUGUGCUUGUCAUGUAUGCACACACAUGACAUGGCAGCUAGCUUGCUGCUUCAAAUUUUCAAUUGCCAUUCACUGAAAAUGAGCGAUUUUUGUUCCUGCUACUGGUAACCUCCAGUAAAAUAACAUACCGCUAAUUUUUUUGUUCCAUUUUGAUUAUUUUUUUUCAAAAUGUAGUUAAAAUUUCAUGAAGAUUUUAAAAUUUUGACCGAAAUUUGAUAUCGUUUCUAUCGGUCCCCGGCCCUCCAGUAUUUGUGCCCCAACCGGUAGGGUGAACUAAACUCGUUUCAGUUUUGUGCUAACUCGUUUUGGUUUUGUGCUUGUCAUAUGGAGCGCAAUUAUCUGGCGGUGUCGCCGCGGCUGCCAACCGUUGUUCUUGCCUGCCAGCCGUCCGACGUGUCGCCUUUCCAGAUUCCCGCGUGCCGUGGCGGCGUUUAUGGGACUAGGAACGCCGAACGCCACUCGCCACAGCACAAGUUCAUUUCGUGAGCAGUAAAAUAAUUAGACAACUUAACAUUGCGAGUGGUAACUUGUGACGGAUGGUAUUUUGCCGCAUGACUGUAAUCAACCAUUUGUUGCUUCGCAAGCUAGAGCGUCGUCGAUUCGUACUAGCCAUGAAGGCCUCUUCACAGUCUCCAUUCUCCACCGGAGGAGCCGCAGUUUUAGUCCUGUAUAAAUACUGGUAGCUAGGCAACCGGGUGAUCCAAGAGCUAGCGUAUAUGAUCUCGAUCUUGCAAGAGUACGAAUCCCCUGCCUGCACCACCACUGCCCUGCCCAGCAACGGCCUUCGCCAUGAAACCUGCCACUGCCAUCACAAAGAUCACCGAAGCCGCACGCUCGGUGCAGCUCCUCCAGAUCGACGGCUACUCUGCAACCGAGACCAUGAGCAAAAGCGACUACAUCGGAUCCACAUGGAACGUGGACGGGUACGAGUGGGAGGUCCGCGUCGACCCUGAAUACGACUACAGCAGGGCGAGCUGGGUAGCUCUGAGGCUCAUCAUCCUCAGCAAGCCUCGCGCCGUCGAGGUCAGGGCACACUUCACCGGCCGUCUAGUGGAUCCGACCGGGCGUCUUCAACCAUCCGAAGACGACGACAGCAUCUCCCAUGUGUUUCACCAUCGCCGAGAGCAGACAAAAGUCUUGCUCGUCGAAAAGCGUGACGACAUAGCGUCUGCAGGCUACCUCGACAACGAUUCCUUGACGGUGGAGUGCAGCAUCACCGUGCUCAGAGAGCUGCCGGAGGUCGUCUUCCCGCCGGCGGCCACCAAGGAGGAGGUGCCAUCGUCGCCACCGCCGACGCCAUCCUCGGACCUGCACAAGCACCUGGGCGAGCUCUUGGAGAGCAAGAAGGGCGCCGACGUCACGUUCCUCCUCGCGUCCUCCGCCGGUGGUGGCGAGCGGUUCCCGGCGCACAAGACCGUCCUCGCCGCGAGGUCUCGGGUCUUCAUGGCCGAGUUCUUCGGCGGCAUGGAGGAGCGCACCUCGCGGGUCGUGGAGGUCCAGGACGUGGACCCCGCGGCGUUCGAGGCCAUGCUUCGCUUCGUCUACACCGACGUGGCACCGCCGGAGCUCGACGACGACGACGACGAGGAGCCGGCCGCGGCGGCGACGAUGGCCCAGCACCUUCUUGCGGCGGCAGACAGGUACGGGCUCGACAGGCUCAAGGCGAUCUGCGAGGCCAAGCUCGCCGGCUGCGUCGACGUCGGCACCGCGGCCACGACGCUGGCGCUGGCCGAGCAGCACGGCUGCGCGAUGCUCAAGGCCAAGUGCGUCGACUUCGUCACUGGGUCCCCUGAAACGCUCGACGCUGUGUUGGCGACGGAGGGGUACGCGCAUCUCGCGGCCAGCUGCCCGCUGGUGUUGGCUGAACUCCUCAAGUCUGCGCGUGGGAAGAAGAUUUGAUGAGAUAUAUCGAUCCAUCGAUGGUUUUCCUCAUCAAUAAUCGUCGUCCCAGGAUUUGGUGCACCGUGUCUACUACUACAUAUCUGCUCUCAAAUUAUGAUUUCAGU
Messenger RNA from Sorghum bicolor (sorghum), 2133 nucleotides. Its product is annotated as BTB/POZ and MATH domain-containing protein 2. Gene Ontology annotation, biological process: protein ubiquitination. The transcript has a single exon. The record is from RefSeq and is a predicted model, not a curated record. Gene Ontology annotation, molecular function: protein binding. NCBI's taxonomy places the organism in Eukaryota, Viridiplantae, Streptophyta, Magnoliopsida, Poales, Poaceae. The coding region runs from base 917 to 2026 and encodes 369 amino acids.